CGUGGGAGUAACUAGGAAGUGCCUCGGGUAACUAAGGAAACCCGGGAGAUUGAAUUAAGGUCUAUGGCUCUGCCCACAUUAUCGGCUCAUGUGCCCAUACGGUCCCGGGCCCUGGCCGAGCAGCUGGCCCGACAGCGGGAGCAUGAGGCCCGGUGUCGGCAGCAGUGGGAGCAGCAUGCUCAGUACUUCAGAGAGCAGAGCGCCCGCAGCCAGAGACAGGCGGCGUGGAGCUCCCGUCACUCCUACCAGCGGAGUAUGUCAGCAUACCACAAACAGAGACUGAAAGAGGAGAAGAAGGCCAACCUGGAGCACCGCAGGGAUCGACUCAGGACCAUGCUUCAAGAAGAGCGAGACCGUCUGGAGGCAGAGCUCCGGGAAAUAGUACCUGACAGGAGCACACUGACAAGUCAGCUGGUACAGAAAACAGAUGAGCUUCGUAAGGCAAGAGAGGAAAGACAAAAAAAGGUUGCACAAGAACUGCUUAGGGAGCACUGGAAGAGAAACAACCCAGACCUGCGAGAGGUCGAGUCAGCAUUACAUAAAGAUCAUGUUGUCAGCCAAUGGCAGGAGCAGACAUCUGAGAAGAGAGAGAAAGCAGCGGCAGAACAGGAGGAGAAGAGACGUUUUGAAAAUGAGUACGAGAGGACCCGGAAAGAGGCUCUGGAGAGGAUUAAACAAGCAGAGGAGAAGAAGAAAGCGGAGGAGCGCAAGAGAGCAGAGGAACUCCGCAACCAGAUGGAAGAACUGAAACUAAGAGAGGAAGAGGCCACUCGUCUAAAAAAGGAGCAAGAGGCUCUGCUUGUCCAGCAGUGGGAGCUGGAGAAAAUAGAGGAGGAGAGGAAGAUGUUGGAGGAAAGGCGAAAGAAAUCGGAGAUGGGGCGUUUCCUGAUCCGCCAAUAUCGAGCACAGCUGAAGAGGAGGGCUCAGCAAGUGCAGGAGACACUGGAGGCUGACCGUAAGAUCCUGGCAGCCAUGCUGGAAGGAGAGGAGGAGGACAGGAGGAUGGAGACGGCGCGAAGGGAAAGAGCCGUCGCCGAUGCUGCCUGGAUGAAACGCGUGAUCGAAGAGCAGCUUCAGUUGGAGCGUGAAAGGGAGGCAGAGUUUGACAACCUACACAGAGAAGAAGCUCAGCAUGUGUGGGAAAAACGAGAAGCUCAGUGGGAGAGGGAGAGGAAAGCCAGAGAACGGCUCAUGCAUGAGGUGCUUGUGGGGAGACAGCAGCAGCUGGAGCAGAAGAUGCAGAGGAACCGCGAAGCUCAGGAGGAAUCCUUGAAGAGACGAGAAGAACUGAUCCAGGAGCUGGAGCUGGAGAGAGAAAUGAGACGCCAGGAGAAGGAGCAAGAAGAGGGUCGGAGGACAGCACGGAUGCAAGAGAUAACCGCUCAGGUGGAGCAGCAACGCCAAGAGCAGUGGGAGGAGCAGUGCAGGAUCGAGCAGGAGGAAGAGGAGGACAGGGAGGCUCAUCGAGUCGAAGAGGAGGAGCUGAGGCGUGAGAUUCAGAGGAUGGCAAAGAAGGGAUACCAAGAGAAGAUUCACAGCAGGCCACGAUCAGCCUGGACAUGAGGAACCACUGCAUCGUGAGACGUAUGAUUUUCUCUGUCUUUAAAGAUACUUUAAAUCUGUAGCUCUAAAGGUCACAUUGUCUUAAAAUAAUCACCGCAGGCCCAUAUGUGUGUCAUGAGUUAGUUUGUCACUGUCUGCCAACGCUGGCCAAAAUCCUCAUAUGAAAUAUUUUUUUAGUAAAAAAAAAAAAAUCUAGAAUAAAUUUUGCACAGCUAUAUUCACCAUUUUAAUAUAUUGAAUACAAAUUGUGAACCUGUUCUUCUGUGCCUUUAAAAAAAGGGGAUUCCUUGUAGGUCAUGUAGGCCAUAUUUUGUGCCAUCUUGAUGUUAAUUUGAUACUGGUUGAUUGCAUGUAUAUACUGUAGAAGAAGUCAUGUUGUUUUUUUUGCACUAGAACUGUUCAAUGAAUAUAUAUUUUUUAUUCAGUAGAAUGUUUCAAAUAAAAAUAUUGUGAAUCA
Messenger RNA from Mugil cephalus (flathead mullet), 2020 nucleotides. Its product is annotated as trichoplein, keratin filament binding. The record is from RefSeq and is a predicted model, not a curated record. Bases 64 to 1563 code for a protein of 499 amino acids. Gene Ontology annotation, biological process: apoptotic process. Gene Ontology annotation, cellular component: keratin filament. The transcript has 13 exons. NCBI's taxonomy places the organism in Eukaryota, Metazoa, Chordata, Actinopteri, Mugiliformes, Mugilidae.